Messenger RNA from Chanos chanos (milkfish), 1187 nucleotides. RefSeq names its product phosphoribosyl pyrophosphate synthetase 1B (gene prps1b). The transcript is spliced from 7 exons. Gene Ontology annotation, biological process: 5-phosphoribose 1-diphosphate biosynthetic process; ribonucleoside monophosphate biosynthetic process; purine nucleotide biosynthetic process. Gene Ontology annotation, cellular component: ribose phosphate diphosphokinase complex; cytoplasm. Bases 167 to 1141 code for a protein of 324 amino acids. Gene Ontology annotation, molecular function: ATP binding; magnesium ion binding; ribose phosphate diphosphokinase activity. The record is from RefSeq and is a predicted model, not a curated record. NCBI's taxonomy places the organism in Eukaryota, Metazoa, Chordata, Actinopteri, Gonorynchiformes, Chanidae.
GGUAGGAAAGACAGUCAUCUAACGAGGGAAUUGGUCGUCGGAUGAUAACGACAGGGAGAUAACAGCUUUGAAUUGCUCUUAAGAGCUCGUCGUUCGUUUAGGGCAAACUUUCACUUCAUCGUGGUGUUCUAGCUUUGCGCCAGACGAAGUCCUGAAACACACAAAAAUGCCUAAUAUAAAGAUUUUCAGUGGUAGCUCUCAUCAGGACCUGUCCCAGAAAAUCGCCGACCGCUUGGGCCUUGAAUUGGGAAAGGUCGUCACCAAGAAAUUCAGCAACCAAGAAACAUGUGUGGAGAUUGGGGAGAGUGUGAGGGGUGAAGAUGUGUACAUCGUGCAGAGCGGCUGUGGAGAAAUCAACGAUAACUUGAUGGAGCUACUCAUCAUGAUCAACGCCUGUAAAAUCGCCUCCGCCUCCCGCGUCACUGCUGUCAUCCCCUGCUUCCCCUACGCCCGGCAGGACAAAAAGGACAAGGUGAGGGAGGCGAUGCUGAGCCGCGCUCCCAUCUCUGCCAAGCUGGUGGCCAACAUGCUCUCCGUUUCCGGGGCCGACCACAUCAUCACUAUGGACCUGCAUGCCUCUCAGAUACAGGGUUUCUUUGACAUUCCAGUGGACAAUUUGUAUGCUGAACCUGCAGUGCUCAAAUGGAUAAAAGAGAAUAUUCCGGAAUGGAAGAACUGCACUAUUGUCUCUCCGGAUGCCGGAGGAGCUAAGAGGGUGACCUCCAUCGCUGAUAGGCUGAAUGUAGACUUUGCCCUCAUUCACAAAGAGCGAAAGAAGGCUAAUGAAGUGGACCGCAUGGUUCUGGUCGGAGACGUGAAAGACCGCGUGGCCAUCCUGGUGGAUGACAUGGCCGACACCUGUGGCACCAUCUGCCACGCCGCCGAUAAACUGAUUUCUGCAGGUGCCACCAAGGUUUAUGCCAUCCUAACCCAUGGCAUCUUCUCCGGCCCUGCCAUCUCGCGGAUCAACAACGCCUGCUUCGAGGCCGUGGUCGUGACCAACACCAUUCCACAGGAGGAGAAGAUGAAACAUUGCCCUAAGAUACAGGUCAUUGAUAUCUCCAUGAUCCUGGCUGAGGCGAUCCGCAGAACUCACAACGGAGAAUCGGUGUCCUAUCUAUUCAGUCACGUCCCUUUGUAACACACAUCCGUCUAAUUACUGUGCUACCAAAAAGAGGGAGACCCUC